AAAUAUUUAUUACUCAGGAAUUCAUGGGGCCACAAGAGCCACACUGAAAUAAAAAAGGUGUGGCAACAGAGGCCUAAAAAACAUAUUUAGAAUAAAGAAUCUUUCACUUUUUGAGUGAAUUUAGGGUGGCAUUGGGUAACACUUUACAACAAUAACUACAACCAUAACUUACAAAAUGGUUAAGUGACCAUUUAUAAAUGGUAAGCAGAUAGUUUAUUAAUGUUUAAUCAUCAUUUAUAAAUAGCAUAUAGACUAUUAAUACUUUGUACAUUUUACAAUUUUAAAAACCUAACCCUGUUUAAAAUGACCAUCUAAGUAAUGUUUAUAGGUGGUUUAUAAACCACUUAUUAAUCAUUUAUAAAGUAUUACAAACAUCACCUGCAACUCUACAAUAACCAUCUAAGUAAUGUUUAUAGAUGGUUUCAAAACCAAAUAUUUACCAUUUACAAAGUGCUACUGACACACAUUUUAAUCUAGAUGUUUUACAACCAAUAUUUAAACCCUAUAUAAACCUUUAAUAAAUAAUCCAUUAAUAAUUGAUGAAAAGCAUUAAUCAUAAUUUAAUUGCUUGUUAAUGGUAAAGUAACUCUAAACUUACAUUAAUAAACUAUUUGCUAGUUAUAAUUGGUCUGAUUUUUUUUUUAUCUAAAUGAUGAUUAGACAGUAAUAAACUAUUUAUUUACCAUUUAUUAAUUAUGGUUAUUGGCAUGGUUACUCAUACUACGACAAAUUAAAAUCACUUUUGCAUGUAGAUAAAUUUUAAAUCAUUAUUACUCCCCGAUUAUAAUACAGUCACUUCGCAGACAUUCAGACAGACGGGGUCGCAGACAGAUGGAGCUCCUGCAGCAGACAGAGGUGAUGUGAGGAAAUGGACUCAGUGUGAAGGCGACGUACCGCGCACUCUCCAUUGUUAUCAAAUGGGAUCAGGGAGCAUCUUCAAAGCUCCACAGAUAAAGAGCUUCAACAGACUGAAGGGGCUGAUCACCGAUAAACGAGACAAGCAGGCUCAGCUUCUUAUCUGUUCUGUCGUAUAACUUAAACGUCGCUUUGCAGGCAUUGUCCCCGAGCUGCUGCACGCGAAGGUCCCACAGGUCGCGGGGAGUACUGGUACAUCUUCAUUUGUGUGGAGCUCAUAAAUCCUGGUGCGUUGCUGUAAAUCAACGUAUUAGACAAAGGGGACUGGACAGAUACAAAAUCUGACCCCCACCUCAAUAUUGCAGCCGUUCCAUAUGAUAAGAGGACCUUUUCGGUCUUUACCUCUCAAAUAGUUGUUAUUUUCACCCACUCAAUGUGCCCUUUCUGAAAACAAAGACCACUCCUGGGAAAUGUUCUAUUUUUCUCAAAGGGGCUUUGGUCCUUUAUUCAAACAAUCGACGGUUAAUGGUCGAUUUAUUGGCCGAUAUCGGAGCCUUUGGUGUGUGAAGCACCCUAUUGAAGGAUUAGCUGACGUAUCAAUGGGUGGCUUGUUGGUCUUCCUCACAGCUUGUUUUGGUAUAUUAACAUGUGAAGGAGCGACAAUCGGCAGUAAUUGUGUUGCUACUGUGAAGCCUUUGAUGUGAGAUGUUUGGAAGGCUGUGCCAAACGCUGGCGCCAGUGCGCACCAGGGAAUCAAACACAAGUCAACACCCGACCCACCAGCUCUGUGUUUCACUCUAAGUUUAACCACUGUUUGGAAGAAAACGAUAUUAAACCAGGCUGAUCAUUUUAUCUCUCCUUUGACUGAUUAUCGAUCGAUUCAAAUGAGUCUGCCCUAGUCCGUUUAUUGUAUUUUGUUUCAUUUUUAUAUUUAGUUCUUGGUAUUGUCGCCCCUUUUUGCUAUUGUUAGUUUGUGUCAGUUUAAUUUCUUUAAUUUCAGUUUAAUUUUUUGAAAUAAAACUUAACUCUGAACUCUGGAGAAAAACAAGAAUUAUCAGACAAAAAAGAGAGAAAGGGCAAAAAACGUUCAGGUUUUGCUCAGAGUUCAGUCAGACCAUUCUAUGAUACAAAUCAAAUAAUGAAGAAAUCAAGUCAAACUUUUAAUCACAGUUUGAACGAUUAGUCUGAUUAGGGUCCGAUUUUUUUGUACAGUUGAAUGUUUGAGAGAGAAUUCCAGAUUUAAACAUUAAGCACUGAGUUUGAGGGAAAUAAUCUGAAUAAAAUAAGAACAAAAACAGCCUGGUUGUUCUGUAAAAUGAAUUCCUGUAAAUUAAAUAAACGCCUUAUUUCAGGUAGCUUUUUUGGUCACUCCCUGAUGUCUUGUAAAAAAAUAUUGUCUACUUCUUUUUAUGGCUGUAGAAAGUGAAGCAAAUACUUGUCAAUGUAGGAUCUAACUUACUCUAAAUCCAAAUGACCACUUUUUGAGAAGAAAAGUAACUAAAAACUUUUCCAGUCAGACUUACCUACACCUACACUUCCCCACAGGACAGGCCCCAUUAGCUUGUAUACAUACUUUUAACGGAUGAAAAUGAAAUCAAUGGGAAAAAAGGAGCAAUGCAAGUAGAAAAAAUCUGUUAGCGAGGAAAUAAGCUUAAAAAACUAUGCCAAGUGGUUAUGACAAACUAAACUCAUUAAAAUUCAUCAUCAUUUGAAUUCUUAGUCUGCUGUUGGGUUUAAUGUAAGGCAUUUAUAAGGUUUGUGCCUCACGGGUUUUAGUGGUGCAGAGUUAUAAGAAACUUAAAGAUCCUAAAGGGAAAGUCCUCCUGUUUUAUCUUGUCACACCACUAUGCCUAUUCCACACAGUGUAUUAUCAUACAAAAUCCUAGACUGAAUGGUAAUAGAUCUUAUUAGUGAUCCUCAGACGCUGAAAAUCUCAUUAUAAAUCUGAGUCGCGCUAUCUUGGGUGGCACCUUUCCACCUUUCUGAGCUACUGUAUGCAUCAUGAAAGUCUCCAGGAGCUGCAGCUGUGUCUGCAGGCUUUCAGUUUCUGUCGGGGCGGACAAAUGCAUGAGCUCAGGACAGUUCUCACAGACUCAGUGGCGCCAGGUCUUCACACACUCUUACAGGAUAUGUAAAGGCUUCAAUAACGAGCCAUUAACCCCUAAUCAUCUGGAUCGAUCAGGCGUUAACAAGGCCCUUCACAUAUGCAAAUCACACCCUGGGCCAAGGACUCAUAUAGACAGACCCUGCCCGUGUGGGCACAGACACUCUCCUCUAAGAGCAACAGAACACUACACAGCACUGACAGCAUGGUGAAGUACUUCUCUGCAGAGUGGAUGGCCCAGAGCGACCACGACUCCGCGCUUUCCAGGGAAUCCAGGACUGAAGCAGCUCCGAGCAGCAGACCUCACAUCCCCUGCAUGGUGCAGCCUUGCGCACCGACACUUGGAAAGAGCCAGCUACAGCCUAAACCGAAGAUCUUCAGACCCGUCAUGGACCUACCGAGCAGCAGACUCACAGAGACAUGUGAGACGGCCUCACCUCCGCGUCCAGAUGUCUGCGCUUCGCCGAGUAAGUAUAACUACAACUUGAGAAAGUGUAAGAGCUUUGGAUCAAUGUAGGCCAAACGGCUAAAAUGCAACGGCUGUGUCCUAACCGAAAAUGUUUUAUUCCAGUUUCAGAGGCGAGCGGGUACUCCUCAGGUUAUGAGAGUGAAGCGGCCUCCAUCGAGUUUCCCCCGGUGGAGAGGAGCACGGUAGUUGGCAAGCUCAGACCAAGGCAUCAUCUGCGCUCAAAGUUUACUGCCGAGCAGACAAGCGAACUGGAAAAGAUUUUUUCCAAGACCAGAUACCUGGAGGCAGAACUGAGAGAGAAAACUGCGCAGACACUUCACCUCACAGAGACUCAGGUAAGCCAAGGUCCCAGCCUUUAAACAAAUGUUGUGCUAACAAUAAACCAGUACAUAUAAGCCUCGAGUUUGCACAUGUAGUGACCUUAUCUUGUCAUUUUACAGGUGAAGACAUGGUUUCAGAACAGAAGAAUGAAGCUCAAACGGGAGGUCCCGGCGUGCCUCAUCCCAGAACUUCACCGCCGCGCUAUCAGGUCUCCUUACCCAAGCAUGCCAAGAAGGUUUCCCCAGAACCUUGUCACUGGCCCGGCUCUCCACCCCUAUCCUGUCACGCAGCUGGUCCUUCAGCCCCAGAUGGCCCCACAUCGCCUUACACAUCAGGCCCUCCACAGCCAUCGUUUCUACUGAAGCGCUGCAAAACAGAGACUUUGAAACCCGACUUGAACACUUAAAAAAACAGAAGAGUGCAAUUCAGUGUGUAUUUGCUGUGUAAAUUGUGAAGCCUUUAAUCGUUGUAGAUACUUUGCAUGAGAGUUUAUUUUUUUACCAAAUAAAGUUUACCGUCUACUCAAACUUCUGUCCCCGCGUUUGCUUUGAAAGAAACUGCCUUUAUUGAAACAAGCAUUGACCAUUUUAGAGAUAACACUGAUGACUUAUAUCGAUCUUUAUUGCAAGAUUAGUUCAGCAUGAAUACAUCAUCCAGUGUCUUAUUUCAGUGGGGGAGGUUUACUGAAGACUGGGUCAAGAUUGGAGUUGUCCAUUACAUUAAAGGAUCUUAUCAGCACGUAUCUUGUGCGUGGCUCCUGCUUUGGUUUGUUGCGUCGGAAAGAUUGCAAGUCCCAGGGCAGUCACACAAUCUAGACAACCAAAAUGAAAUCAGUGUGGAUAAUACAGCUCAUACCUGAGCCACCAUUGCAACACAGAGAUCUCGUGAGUUAGUGCUGCUGUCCCUGAGCCGCCACAGAGGAGCAUUUGCACUUCAAACGUGAGCUGACGGACAGAUCAUGG
Molecule: messenger RNA, 4711 nt
Organism: Xyrichtys novacula (pearly razorfish)
Lineage: Eukaryota; Metazoa; Chordata; Actinopteri; Labriformes; Labridae
Source: the annotation of a GenBank genome assembly